CCAAUUUAAAAGUUCUAACUCGUCUAAUACAAUGAAAAAUUACCUGGAAUUUUGUCUGGAAAUUUCUUCAAAUUUGGGCGAUAAUUCAGGAUAUCACGUGACCAAGCUCAAAAAUGGCGAACGGACCGAAAACUGAUUUAACCUAUGGGGAAAUGUAUUUAUUGAUGUACAAUUUCUUUCAAAUGCUGGGAUGGACAGCUAUAUUCUAUACUGUAUUCCUGCACAUAGUGGUAGAAGAGACCAAUGUUGGUGUCUAUGAUGCGGUAUCCUUGCUCUUGAAGAUCUUCCAAACUGCUGCCAUUUUAGAGGUUGUCCAUUGUAUGACUGGACUGGUGAGAUCCUCUUGGGUCCUGACUGCCUUCCAGGUGGCAUCAAGAGUAUUUCUAGUAUGGGGAGUCACACAUAGUGUUAAGCAGACUCAAGAUACACUUGGAGUUACUCUCUACAUUGCUGCCUGGACUCUGACUGAGGUGAUCAGAUAUGGCUUUUACUGCUGUUCCAUCAUAGAAAACAUGCCCUAUAUAUUACAGUGGCUCAGAUACACAUUGUUUAUUGGACUCUACCCCUUAGGAGUAACAGGUGAACUGAUGACCAUCUGGAAAGCUCUGCCAGUUGUAGAGAAGACAGGGUUGUACUCUCUCAGAUUGCCAAAUAGCAUCAACUUUGGAUUUGAUUACCACUAUUUCCUCAUUAUAGUCAUGCUCAAUUACAUUCCAAUAUUCCCACAGUUAUAUGGACACAUGUUGAAACAACGAAGGAAAAUAAUUGGAGGACAAGGAAAGAAGACUGAUUAGAACAAAAAAACCAUGACAAUAUUUAUAACUCUGAUAACCAGAAUUUAAAGAUGAGGACAGAACUUAAGCCCAGAAUCUGAAAUCCACUGAUCAGUUUUCACUGGACUUAGUUGACACAUCCAAUCUCUUGAGUUCAAGUGUCUAAUUUGAUAAACUGUUUGAUGGUUGAUUUAAUCAAGUGUGAUGUAUAAUCCAAUCAAUGUUUAAUUUGAUAUACCUUGAUAAAAUCAAUUUGCCUUUAAGAAGACUUUGUUGACAGACCUUGUGGAGUACACACAGCUCCAAAUCUGUAGUAACACAUCUUGUACACGAGUUCAAGUGUCUUAUUUGAUAAACUGUUUGAUGUUUGAUAUACGAGUGUGAUUCCAAUUCCAGUGUAUUUGAUACAUUUUGAUAUAUGCUGUCCUAAUCUUCAGAUGAAAUAAAGAUUAAAAAAUUAUUUAUAAUUUA
Owenia fusiformis is the source of this 1244-nucleotide messenger RNA. NCBI's taxonomy places the organism in Eukaryota, Metazoa, Annelida, Polychaeta, Sabellida, Oweniidae. The record is from the annotation of a GenBank genome assembly.